Molecule: messenger RNA, 1362 nt
Organism: Teleopsis dalmanni
Lineage: Eukaryota; Metazoa; Arthropoda; Insecta; Diptera; Diopsidae
Product: facilitated trehalose transporter Tret1-like
Exons: 1
Coding region: 1-1362 (453 amino acids)
Biological process (GO): transmembrane transport; carbohydrate transport
Cellular component (GO): membrane
Molecular function (GO): sugar transmembrane transporter activity
Source: RefSeq, a predicted model, not a curated record
AUGUCUGAAGGUAAAAAGUUUCCUCAAAUUAUUGCCGGGUUAGCAGCAGCUGGGGGAGCAUUUGCUUGUGGUACAACUUUAGGCUGGAGUGCACCCGUGCAACAUGCUAUUCAAGAUGGUUUCUAUGGAUUUAAAGUUAGUAAUGUUGAGUAUUCGUGGGUCAGUUCGUUAAUAACGCUAGGUGCAGCCUGUGCAUGUAUACCAAUAGGAAUUGUGAUAAAUAUUAUUGGACGAAAACCUACAAUGCUCUUGCUAGUCAUACCAUUGAUGGUAGGUUGGUGUAUGCUGCUGUUUGCUAAGAACGUGGCAAUGUUGAGCGCAGCACGAUUUAUACUAGGAUUUUCUGGCGGUGCAUUUUGCAUAACUGCACCAGUAUAUACAACUGAAAUAGCGCAGAAUGAAGUUCGUGGUAUGCUUGGAAGCUUUUUUCAAUUAUUACUUGUCAUUGGUGUGACAUAUACUUACGUAGUUGGCGCAUUUUUGGACGUAUUUUGGAUGUCAGCUUGUUGUGCAGCCAUCCCUAUAAUUUUUGUGGUUUGUUUUAUUUGUAUGCCCGAGUCGCCAGUUUAUUUGGUUAUGAAAGAUAAAAUGGACGCAGCCAAAAAUUCAUAUAAAUUUCUACGAGGCGCUGACUACGACCCUACAACAGAAAUAAAUGAAAUACGCAGCACACAACAGAGUAAAGAUGAAAAUAGUGGCCCGAUUAAAGCUCUGUGUCGAGGUGUUGUGAUGAAAGCAUUGGGAAUGUCUAUGGCUCUUAUGUUUUUUCAGCAGCUUGGCGGUAUUAACGCAAUUGUAUUUUACUCCACGGACAUGUUUAAAAACGCAAAAACCGGUAUAAGUGCAGAAAUGACUACGAUCUUAAUUGGAGUUCUAAUGGUUGUGUUUACUUUUGUUGCUACACUUUUUAUUGAUAAACUAGGACGCAGACUUUUACUGAUGUCUUCAGGACUUAGCAUGGCUUUAGCCACUUUUGCUAUGGGCAUAUAUUUUUAUAUGUAUGAUAAUGACAAAAAUUCAGUUGAAUCUAUUAAAGUGCUUCCAGUAAUAGCUGUAUUGUUCUUUAUUAUAAUGUUUUCUGUUGGUUAUGGACCAGUGCCUUGGCUUUUUAUGGCAGAAGUUUUUACACCCGAUGCCAAAGCAUAUGCUGGACCAAUAUCUGGGACAAGUAAUUGGCUGAUGGCCUUUAUCGUAACUAAUACUUUUUUAUUAGUGCGAGAUGCAAUCGGUACUGGUACAACAUUUUUCCUAUUUACGCUGAUUUCGGUAAUCGGUUUUAUAUUUGUAUUAAUUGUUAUUCCUGAAACAAAAGGUAAAUCUAUUACAGAGAUUACAAUGGAAAUUGAAGGAAAAAAAGCUUAA